Messenger RNA from Triplophysa rosa, 4212 nucleotides. RefSeq names its product paired-like homeodomain 2 (gene pitx2). Lineage: Eukaryota; Metazoa; Chordata; Actinopteri; Cypriniformes; Nemacheilidae. Gene Ontology annotation, biological process: regulation of transcription by RNA polymerase II; anatomical structure morphogenesis. Gene Ontology annotation, molecular function: RNA polymerase II cis-regulatory region sequence-specific DNA binding; DNA-binding transcription factor activity, RNA polymerase II-specific. The record is from RefSeq and is a predicted model, not a curated record. The transcript has 3 exons. Bases 389 to 1324 code for a protein of 311 amino acids. Gene Ontology annotation, cellular component: nucleus.
GUGCAGAAGAGUGUGUGUGUAUGCGAGUGGAUAUAAUAUCACAUACCUGUCCCUGUCACUCUGGCUCUCCUUGCAGCUCUCGGAAUUAAAUCGAGAUUUGUUUUUUCCCCUUCGAAAGAAAAAAACUUAAACUUUCUUGAGCGAUGGGUUUAUUUUAAGAAGAUUAAAGCCGUUUGUGAGUGUCGCUUUAAGUGAUUUAAUUUCGAAAGCAACACAGUUCCUGUAAACCCUGCCACGCUUGUAUAUAGGCUAGCCUACUUCAAUCUACCGGACAAUUUAGUUUCCUUUAUUUUUUUCUUCCCGUCUUAAUUUAUGCCUCCGUUUUUGUGAUCUUCGCUGAGGAAGUCAAAGCUGUCUGCGAGCCCUGCGUAAAUCGUUUGCGUUAUCCAUGACCUCUAUGAAGGAUCCGUUGAGUUUGGACCACCAUCACCACAUUAUCGGAAGUAAACACACGCCGCUUACGAUGGCCUCUAGUCUGCAGCCGCUCCAGCGGUCUGUGGACUCGAAGCACAAACUGGAGGUGCACACGGUAUCAGACACCUCCAGUCCAGAGUCCGUAGAGAAAGAAAAGGGACAAAGUAAAAAUGAAGAUUCGUCCGAUGACCCGUCGAAAAAGAAGAGGCAGAGGCGGCAACGAACGCAUUUUACUAGCCAACAGCUCCAGGAAUUGGAGGCCACUUUUCAGCGGAACCGCUACCCGGACAUGUCCACUAGAGAAGAGAUCGCCGUUUGGACAAAUUUAACUGAGGCCAGAGUCAGAGUGUGGUUCAAGAACCGGCGGGCAAAGUGGAGGAAAAGGGAGAGGAACCAACAGGCCGAGCUGUGCAAAAAUGGUUUCGGCCCGCAAUUUAAUGGACUUAUGCAGCCCUACGAUGACAUGUACCCAAGCUAUACCUACAACAACUGGGCGGCAAAGGGGCUCACGUCGGCCUCUCUGUCUACCAAAAGCUUCCCCUUUUUUAAUUCCAUGAACGUAAAUCCGCUGUCCUCUCAAGCCAUGUUCUCCCCACCUAACUCCAUUUCUUCAAUGAGCAUGUCCUCUAGUAUGGUUCCGUCUGCUGUCACCGGCGUGCACGGAUCAAGCUUAAACAGUCUCAAUAACUUGAAUAACCUCAGCAACCCCUCUCUAAAUUCUGGAGUUCCUACGCCGGCGUGCCCUUACGCCCCACCGACACCUCCGUAUGUUUACCGGGACACUUGUAACUCCAGCCUUGCUAGUCUGAGACUGAAAGCCAAGCAGCACUCGAGUUUUGGAUACGCGAGUGUGCAGAACCCAGCCUCCAAUCUCAGCGCGUGCCAGUACGCAGUGGAUAGACCGGUGUAAGAGACGAUUGCAAAGUUUACAUCUCGAAUCCCAGGAACGAAAGACUACAUUUUUUGUUUGUUUAAAGGGCACUACAAGAUUAAACCACUGAAACACGUCAAAUCCUGUGAUGGAAUGUCGGUCGGAAACGGAAGCAAUCGUGCCAUUUCUAAUAAGAUUUGUGCUUUACACUAGCAAGUGUAGACCGUAUGAUGAUAUUUAAAAACCUUUAUUUUGACGUUUUGAUUUUUUGGACAUUAAUUGACUGAACGGUUGUAUAUAGACUAUAUAUAUCUUAAUAUCAUCUCCAGUUUGUAGAGGCGAAAGCUCUGACUCUUACUGCAUUUUCAGAAAAAAAAUCAGUUUAACAACAGCAUGUGGAAAAACGUACCGGAAUCAUGUCUUGCUUGCGAACAAGGGAAUGUACAUACUAAACGCACCAGUCGUGUGUUAUAUUAUAAAUUUAUUAUUAAAUGUCUGUGUGAAUAUAAAUCUAGAAUAGCAACUUGGGUAAUUAUACGCAAAUGUUUCUGCGAAAUGGACUUGGUUUUACUCUGUGUAUACUAUUUGGUACGAAUUUUUGUUUCGUUUUUCAACAUCCCAAAAAUAAACUAUUGUGUUUUAUUUAAUGGAAGUAAAUAUAUUGUUCCAAAACAUUUCAAAACGUUUUCCUGACAAUUAUUGACCUCUCAUAAUUUCGUCUGGUUACAGGUAUUGCCGUUACGCGGAUAACACACGGGUUGGUUUGUGGGUUUAAGCAUUUCUAAAGUUUAUAUAGAGGGAGGAAAAAGGCCAUCUAAUACACAUAAACGCGACAUGAGAAGUCCGGUAAGGAGGGCGAGAUGUCCCGAGCAGAUUAAAAGAGUCGAAUAUACAAGACUGACUGAGUCUGGGCCUCCAAUGAUCAGCGACGCCUGAAAUAACAUUGCAAUAAGAUCAGUGAGACCUGGACCACACAACACUGAGCCAUCUUCCAGCUAAACUCGUUUUAAGCAAAUAAAAUAUAAAGUGAUACAUGACGAUCCAACACCAAGAGAUCAGACCGUGUGGAAAAUAAGGCUCAUGCAUGCGCAAAUAAAUUAUGCAUUACCUCUAAUAUAAAGAGGCACCCCACUGUGCAAACACAACUGUGUAUUUUUAUCAGGUUGACAGUAUGCCUGUUUUCACAUAUAAUUAAACUGACCGAGUGUCAAUGGACUGCCUGUUUGUAAACAAAGAAAGCUCGCAGCAUCAAAUUAAUUGAAAAUGCUUGCCAAUAAACAAAGAGUGAUAACGAUGAUGGCGAAAUGACCCAUGUAAAUGUAAAUUAUAUUAGUAAAACAAUAUAUGUUUUACUAAUAUAAAACAAUUCCUAUUGUAAAGUGACAAGCGUGUUCAUUUGAAUUAACAUCUCAUUCAUUAGAUUCUCGGGAAAUAUUCUACAGCCAUUCUGUGAGGUCUCGACUGGUGAUCUUCGUCGUCCACCAUUAACUACAAUGAAGCAUACAGAGACUUUUAUUUAUAGAAGAGUAUUCACAAAGUCAGGUAUGCAGCAGAGACAAAGGUGUUUGCUAAUAUGUAUCUAUCCAUGAAAGUCAUGUCACAGCGCGUACCGAAUACAAUGAGUGAACAUUUACCUUGGUGUCAUGCUGCAAAAUGCUGGAAUACAGACAUGCUGUGUAAUAUGUUCACUGAAUGUCAAAACUGAUUGCAUCAAAAUGUUCAUUGCGCUCAUAAAGUGAUGAUAAACGAGACAGAACAAGCGUGCAGGCAACUAUAAAAUACAGUGCCGGAUUACUGUUAAUUAUUUGAGAACGUAUUAAUUAUGUCUAUUAAAUAAAAGUGAAACAUCUGAGCAAUUUUACGCGCCCAUUAAGAAAACAAAUGUUUGUCAGAAAUCCAGAUCAUAAAUAAUCCCUUUUCAAGUGGAUUCUCCCAGUUAAGAGCUUUCAAUCUAACCAGGCCUAAAUUAUUCAUUCCCAGCAACAUCACGGUCUGGGCUCCCAAUACACAUCUCAAUAAACACUGAGAGCGGGGGGCCCACGGGAGCAAUACUGAACCGCUUCAGAGGAACCCUUCAGUCGAUCCAAAUACAGCCGAGAAAGCUUCUCCUUCUAUUCUUAAGACUGCAUUAAAGGUAAGGCAUUUUGAUGCACAUUAUCUGCAAAAAAACCUAAAAAACAUGCCCUUGCAUGGCUGAGAGAAGGGCCAAAAGUUUUCAUUCAUUUGUAAUUCGAGUUUUCUUUUUAGCGCAGACUAUUGUCUUUCCAUGUCCUUGUUGAUUUUAUGUGCUGAGACAAAAAUACCUUCCAUCGUUUCACUUUUGACUUUGUGAUAAAAAAGCUUGUAUUGAAUUGUGUGCUAUUUGAAAGGUCUUCACAAAUGUCACUCAACAGGCGUCAGUAUGGCGCGCUGUUAUUUUGUGUUGUUUGUUAUUAUCCUUCUUUGUGCACGCAUGAUUUUGUAAGAAUUGCUGUUAAUCGGGAUGAAUGAAAUAUAUUUAUUUUGUCUUAUUUUUGUAUUUUUGUUCAUAAUUACUAUGCUCCUCAAGUCUUUUCAAAACAAUGUAAAAUACUUGUAUGAAUUUCAAUGCGUUUCUUUAGCGUCUGUUAGAAUCAGUUAUUUCCCCAACUAUUUGUUAUUGUAUUAAUGUAACAUAGCUGUGACAAUUUCUAUAAUCAUGAUCAAUUCUUUGUAUUCAAUUGUAGUAUGUCCGUUCAUACGGUUAAAAUGCAUCGGGAGAUCUUAUUUGUGCAUUUUAAUAAAUAGAUGGCGGUAAUAAAUAAUACCUUUACAAAUGUCCACAAUAGGAAAUAAUUGUGGAUUAGUCCAAUUCAGAUUUCACCUGUUAGUUUAAUUGUACAUGUUAAGUUAUUGUUUACCAUGAUGGUUAGUUAGCUUGUGUGAACGAAUUUAUAAAUAAACGCGAA